This is a messenger RNA of Parastagonospora nodorum SN15, 513 nucleotides long. RefSeq lists its product as hypothetical. Lineage: Eukaryota; Fungi; Ascomycota; Dothideomycetes; Pleosporales; Phaeosphaeriaceae. The transcript has 2 exons. Bases 1 to 513 code for a protein of 170 amino acids. The record is from RefSeq and is a predicted model, not a curated record.
AUGGGAAACGUCGGACACUUCGAUCCGCUGGGCGAAACAGUGCCCUCCGAUACCGUAUACACACUCGCAGUGUAUGUUCCGCCCCGACCCGACUCUCUCUCCGAGCACUUACCAAAGUUCCUCACCCGCACACCAGUCAAAGCCGAAGCGCAUGUCUCCAUGAUCCGAUCUGACGCCACAAAUCCAAACCUGGACUGCUUCGAGCGCAAGCACUUGGACUACAUCAAACUCAAGAACAUCAAGAUCAAAAUGGCGUUGUUCCCUAUUGACAUGAGAUGUCAACAUCUCCGAUACAGUAUCACCUGCGCUGAGGGAUGCUACUUCAUGGAGGAAGGUGGAAAGCAUUCAAGGAGUAAAUGCAACCGAGAAGACUGUCAGGGUCAUGUAUAUCAGGGAAUCGUGCAAGAAGACGACGAAGGCAGGAAGUGUUUCGGGAGGAAGGGACAGCGUAUGACGAGCAAGGAGACGAGGCAAGCAGAGGCUGAUUGCGAUGGUCUUACAAACAGCUCGUAA